Messenger RNA from Anoplopoma fimbria (sablefish), 394 nucleotides. RefSeq names its product gastrotropin-like. Lineage: Eukaryota; Metazoa; Chordata; Actinopteri; Perciformes; Anoplopomatidae. The transcript has 4 exons. The record is from RefSeq and is a predicted model, not a curated record. Gene Ontology annotation, biological process: fatty acid transport. Gene Ontology annotation, molecular function: fatty acid binding. The coding region runs from base 1 to 378 and encodes 125 amino acids. Gene Ontology annotation, cellular component: nucleus; cytosol.
AUGGCUUUCGCUGGAAAAUAUGAGCUGGAGAGUCAAGACAACUACGAGGAGUUUCUGGAAGCAAUUGGGCUUCUCAAUGCCAAGACAGACCAGAAAGUGGUAACAGAGGUGGUUCAGGACGGGAAUGACUUCACCUGGACACAAACCAUUCCCAACUGGACCUGGUCCAAUGAGUUCACCGCUGGUAAGCAAUGUGAGCUGACAACAAUGACGGGCAAAAAAUUCACGGCUACUGUCACUGUGGAAGGAAGCAAGAUGUCCAUUCCGUUUCCUCAGUACCACCUCACAGCAGAGGUCAUUGGGGAUAAGCUAAUAGUGAAUUGCAUGACUCCAGGGGAGAAGGGAGUGACUUUCAAAAGGAUUAGCAAAAGGAUCUAAUGCUGACUCAACAGGC